Molecule: messenger RNA, 1271 nt
Organism: Macrobrachium nipponense
Lineage: Eukaryota; Metazoa; Arthropoda; Malacostraca; Decapoda; Palaemonidae
Exons: 8
Coding region: 219-1271 (350 amino acids)
Source: RefSeq, a predicted model, not a curated record
GUACUAUCAUGUUCCUUCUUGUGUUGAAACAUUGUACGUAUUUGUUUCUAUAACGUUUACAAUAUCUGCGUAAAGAAGAUUUUAAUACUCGAUCAUUCCUGGUAACGUCAUGAAGAGCGACUGAUAACAAGAGCUUCAACUCCUGAAAACGUUAUCGGUGUGUUGACCUCACUGCAAGGCACUCAAGAUAGGAACCGAGGUCACGGAAGUCUGCAAGCAUGAACCUCCUCUUCCUCUUCCUAAUCAAGAUUUUGCUCUCCUUCCUCCUGGAGGAGGUAACAAGCACAGAGAAGGAGACAGGCCCUGUGCCUUACGCGUCCUUAUAUAAUGGCAUUGCUUUUAGACAAUUUGGAAAAGAAACUAGAGGCAGAAGGAGCCAGGGCGACUUCGGAAAAAUCCCCGAAUUUGGCGCAAACUUCAUAAAAUGCAUCCACGAGAAGGAAACGAUACAGGAAGCCCAGAACACUACCAUGCAACUCUCUUGUGCUCAGAGACCGAAACCAACAAACGCAACCGUAGAAAACGGGAAAUCCAGCGACCAAAAUAAGCACAGUAACUCGGGAAAACGAAAGAAGAGGGUUCCAGGUGAUGAAGCAAAUGUUUAUCCCUGGAAGAAGCAAGCGCCAAGGAAAAGGGAAUCAAAAAAAAUUCACAGAAAUACGUAUAGAAAAAAUAAUAAAUCCAAAAGGGAUGGAAAUGGAUCGUCGAGCGAGGAAAGUAGCAACGACGACGACAGCGGAAAAACAAAGAAACCUAACGGGAAUUAUUCCAACAGGAAGACACAACAGUACGCCGGUAAACAAGGGAAAAAUAAGAAGAAAAGGAGAAAGAAUUCGUGGAAAAGUGCAGGACAGUUCAGGGGUAAUAAAACAUCUGCAUCUUGUGGAAACUCCUAUACAAUGGAUGUGGGCGACAAACUCACCUUCAAACUACCAAGAAAGUCUGCGACCUGCGAAAUUACAUUCGAGACAACUUCACGCGCUGCUUUGAACGUGAAGUGCAAAAGAUUAUCUCUUCGAGAAUGCAGCACCGAGUACCUGUACCUCCACGACGGCAAUGAAGAACAAUUAUAUUGCGGAAAAGCAGGCCCACAGCAACUAACACAAGCACAAAAUGCUUAUUUCCUAUAUGAGCGUUUAUCGGGAAGGGCUGCCAAAUCCAGGAUUCACUGUACGAUUGCGGGAGUCAAAAUGAAUGGAGGAGGAGGUUCUGGAAGUGGCAGUGGCAGUGGCAGUGGCAUGGCAAGUGGCGUGGCAGUGUGGCAGCAGUAG